Messenger RNA from Trichogramma pretiosum, 2037 nucleotides. It is a transcript of the gene Acsf2, whose product is annotated as acyl-CoA synthetase family member 2, mitochondrial. Lineage: Eukaryota; Metazoa; Arthropoda; Insecta; Hymenoptera; Trichogrammatidae. The record is from RefSeq and is a predicted model, not a curated record. The coding region runs from base 130 to 1887 and encodes 585 amino acids. Gene Ontology annotation, molecular function: medium-chain fatty acid-CoA ligase activity. Gene Ontology annotation, biological process: fatty acid metabolic process. The transcript is spliced from 6 exons.
GCGCACAAAACAGAACAAAUUGGCGAAAAAGACGCGUACUCGUCUCGCGCGCGUUAAUUCACUCUCUGACAGAUCAUGCUCGAGUCGUCGUAGCGCGUAUAUAAUAAUAAUAUAAUAGACGGCCCGAGCAUGUUGUCGAGUCUGAGAAAGGCGCAGUCGGCGUUAAAUGGGCUGAGCAAGCAACCCUUGCCCGGAGCUUGCAGAUGGCUACACGCCUCGUCGGACGACGGCCUGUCGUACAUGCACAACCCGGGCACCGGUCCCCUCCUCGAGACGACUAUCGGCCAUCUAGCCCAACGAGCGGCCGAACGAUGGCCCAAUGAGGUAUGCGUGCACGACCUCGCCGACUCCGGCCUGCGCCUCACCUACUCGCAGCUGCUGCGCCGAGCCGAUCGUCUGGCGGCGGGUCUGCGCGAGAUCGGCCUGCGUCCGGGCGAUCGGAUCGGUAUCUGGGGCCCGAACAGCCAUCACUGGCUGCUGGCCUACGUGGCCUCGGCCCGGGCCGGCCUCAUCUGCGCCGGCAUCAAUCCGUUCUAUCAGCAGAGCGAGAUCGAGUACUGCGUGAAGAAGAUCGAGGCCAAAGCCGUGUUCGCGCCCAGGGCCUACAGGUCGCAGAAUUACGCGGAUAUGCUGCUGAAAGUUAAGGGUGGCGAUCGGUCGUCGAGUUUGGAGCACCUAAUCAUUUACUCGGACGACGAUCACGUGGCCGGAACCAGAAAAUGCAGCGACCUCGAGCUCUUGGCCAGUUCGAUCCAAGUGGAAGCCAUCGGCCGGGAGCAGGACGAAAUCUCGCCCCGGAGCGGCACCAACAUACAGUUCACCUCGGGCACCACGGGCAAUCCCAAAGCCACCCUGAUCUCGCACCGGUCGAUGGUCAACAAUUCGCGCCAGGCCGUCGAGCGUCUGGGCAUCUCGCGGGGCGCGCGCAUCUGCCUCAACGUGCCCUACUUUCACGCCUUCGGCAUGAUCAUGGGCGUGAGCGGGCCCCUUCACGCGGGCUCCACCGUCGUCCUCGAGAGUCCCACCUUCAAUCCCGCGCGAUCGAUCGACGCCAUCGUGCGGCACAAGUGCGACGUUACUUUCGGCACGCCUACCAUGUGGAUCAAUAUGAUCGAUGUGCAGAGACGCACCGGGGCGAGGGUCGAUACUCUGUGGACGGGAUCGAUCGGCGGUGCACCGGCGUCGCCCAGCCUCUACCAAAACGUACGAGAGUACUUGAGAAUGGAUCAAAUAAAGUCUAUUUACGGAUUAACCGAGUGCACGGCUAUCUGCAACCAGAGCCUCGGGGACGAGGCACACGAGCUGACCGACACGACCAUCGGAUACAUCUCGGACCACACGGAAAUUAAAGUGAUAGACGAGAACGGUGAUACCGUGCCGAUGGGCAAGCCGGGCGAGCUCUGCGUGCGGGGCUACAGCACGAUGAUGGGCUACUGGGGCGACGAGGAGAACACCCGACGCACCCUCCAGGCAGACGGCUGGCUGCGCACCGGCGAUCAGUACGUGCUGCGCCCGGACGGCUACGGUCACAUCGUCGGUCGCAUCAAGGACAUGCUCAUACGCGGCGGCGAGAACAUCUUCCCCAAGGAGAUCGAGGCUUUCCUGGAGUCGCAUCCGGCGGUACUGGAGGCGCAGGUCUUCGGCGUGCAUGACGACACGUACGGCGAGGAGGUCUGCGCCUGCAUCAGGCUGAAGGACGACGCGAAGCGAUUUACUAGAGACGAUAUCGUGGAGUACGCCAAGGGUAGAUUGGCCGCGUUCAAGGUGCCCAAGUACGUGAAUCUGCGCAGCGAGUUCCCCAAGACGACUAGUGGAAAGAUACAAAAGUUUAAGCUCAAGCGAGAGUUGGAGGAGCUCGGAGUGGUGCCUAAGGCCCCACCGAGUUAGAUGUUUUUAAUAAUGAAUGAAUUCACUGCGACUGCUUUGCAAAAACGACAAUAGUUUCUCUCUUUAUUUUUAUAUUCAUUGAUGUAUGUUCUAAUAGUUGUUGAGACUCAUUGUUUUGUUUUAUUUUAAAUAUAAAAAUAUAAAUAUAAA